AUGGCCAAUACCUCACAAACUCCCGUAUCAAGGCUACGUGCUGCUCUUUCAACACCUGGGAAUAUUGUCGUCAGUCCGGGGGUAUAUGAUGGCCUUACCGCAAGAAUAGCCUUAGGGGCUGGUUUUGACUGCCUGUAUAUGACAGGAGCGGGGACGACAAUGUCUCGGCUUGGAAUGCCAGAUUUGGGAAUAGCUACUUUGAACGAUAUGAGGGAUAAUGCAGCCAUGAUAGCUUCAUUAGAUCCAUCCGUUCCGCUAGUAGCGGAUGCCGACACAGGUUUUGGGGGUCCCCUAAUGGUCGGAAGAACAGUUUCGCAGUACAUGAGAGCCGGGGUAGCCGCCCUCCAUAUUGAGGAUCAAGUGCAGUCGAAGCGAUGUGGUCAUCUGAUGAACAAGGAACUUGUCUCGGAAACCGAGUUCAUCUCUCGGAUUCGAGCGGCGGUCCUAGCACGUGAGCAGGAGAAGGGGGACAUUAUCAUCAUCGCUAGAACGGAUGCAUUAGACUCGUUAGGGUAUGACGCUGCCAGAGACCGGCUAAGAAAGGCCGUCGAAGCGGGGGCAGAUUUAGUUUUCCUUGAGGGCAUCAAGACGAAAGACCAAGGCAGACAAAUCUGCGAGGACAUGGCCCCUACGCCGUGUCUCUUCAACUGCGUCCCGGGCGGUGUUUCGCCCGUCUUGUCCGUGCAAGAAGCAAAAUAUUUAGGUUAUCGAAUGAUAAUACUUCCCGCCUUUGCCUUGGGACCUGUCUACGAGGCGGUAAUGGAAGCAGCUAAAGUAUUGAAGAAUACUGGUAUCUCCGUCGAAUCAAAGGCAAAAACCAGUCCCAGAGAUGUCUUUAUCGCGUGUGGGUUGAAAGAUUGUAUCGCGUUUGAUGCUGCGGCGGGUGGUAAGUCGUUCUCAAAGGGGGUUUGA
Daldinia childiae is the source of this 912-nucleotide messenger RNA. Its product is annotated as 2,3-dimethylmalate lyase. Bases 1 to 912 code for a protein of 303 amino acids. Gene Ontology annotation, molecular function: catalytic activity. NCBI's taxonomy places the organism in Eukaryota, Fungi, Ascomycota, Sordariomycetes, Xylariales, Hypoxylaceae. The record is from RefSeq and is a predicted model, not a curated record. The transcript is spliced from 3 exons.